GUUUCUCUGGGCAGCCAGUGCCAGUGCCACUUCCCUUCCUUGAGCCAUUUCUGAUGGUCUCAACCACCAGUCCUGGGAAGUUCUGAAGGGCUUUGGGAGCAUUUAUACCACAGCAAAACACAGGGCAGAGUGGAACUUGAUAGAUUCAUCAAAACUACACAUCUUCUUCUCCAUCCUUCCCCAGAUCCACCACUAGUCCCACUGUUGCUGUUGACCACAAGCGUUGCUGUGUUUCCUCCCAUCCACCCUCUGCAGGGUGAGAGAUUACUGAAAUGGUGAAAAUCACACAGGAAGAGCCAGGAGCUCCUGCACCCUUGACCUUCACCCUCUCCCUGCCCCUCUCUUGCCCACCCCCUCCACGUCCCCAUUGCAGGCACAAACACCUACUGCCCAUGGAAGCUAUUUCUAAGCAAUCCCGGGCAUCUGGAGAAUGAGGCUCUGAACAAAUAUUGGAGCGUGUGCGUGCGGUGAGCGCACACACACACAUCUACACAGAGAUGGUGCUGCUGCAGAGUCAAAUAUAGACCUUGGGGAAGGGGGAACAAUGGUUGGGGUUGGGUUACAUGGCUGCGGGGCCAGCGAGCUGCUGAUGUUUGUUGUGGGCUGGGGUGGGAUGGGAGAAACAAGGGGGGUGGCAUGGGGGAGAACAUUUGUUUUUACCCAGAGACCCCGGGCCGGUGCUGCACAGCAAGCGUGCAUACAGAGGAGAGGUUCACCCCGAGCUGCGGGGGAGGAUGCUGGUGUAAGCUGGCAGUUCAGAGGUGUUUGUGGCCAUUCUCCAGCUGCUUGUGCUGCUCCUCUGUCUCCCUUAAGGGACUGCAGUGGGCAGGAAGGGGUGUUUUUCUGGGAGUCUGCAAAGAGAAGAGCUUCUUUCUCUUCUUGCUCUGGGGAAGGUUCCUCAGUGGAGGAGAAGAGGCAGUAUCAUCCGCUGCUGAAGCCAAGCAUCCUCACCCCUCAUGUCCAGGUGUCUCCAAGGUGCAGGCUGCAGACACUGGAGGAAAAGCAAGCAGCCCCAGCUGGCUUUGACAGGUGUUCAUCUCGGUGGGGCCACACUGACCAUGCUCAGGAGCUUCUGUCUCCAGCUCAUGUCCUUGCUUUGGAUCCUCUUGGCCCAUCACCAGCUUGCCCAAGGUGAUGACUGCAGUGAGCACUGCAACCUAGCCCACGGCAGCUGCGACCAGGAUGGGAAGUGCAGGUGCGACCCAGGCUGGGAGGGCGAGUACUGCGAGGAGUGCGUGCGCAUGCCGGGCUGCCUGCAUGGGACCUGCCACCAGCCCUGGCAGUGCAUCUGUCACAGUGGCUGGGCCGGCAAGUUCUGCGACAAGGAUGUCCACAUCUGCGAACAUCAGUCCCCAUGCCAGAACGGGGCUCAGUGCGUCUAUGACCGAGAUGGGGACUACUCCUGUCUGUGUCCAGAGGGCUUCCACGGGAAGGACUGUGAGAUGAAGGCAGGGCCAUGUGAGAAGGCAGGGUCUCCAUGCAAGAACGGGGGGCAGUGUCAAGAUGAAAACGGCUUUGCCAGCAACUUCACGUGCCGGUGCCUUGCUGGUUUUGUGGGGGCUUUCUGUGAGCAUGACGUGGAUGACUGCCUGAUGCGGCCCUGCGCCAACGGUGCCACCUGCCAUGAUGGCAUCAACCGCUUCUCCUGCCAGUGCCAGGUGGGCUUCGAGGGGCGUUUCUGCACCAUCAACAUCAACGACUGUGCCAGCCAGCCCUGCAAAAAUGGGGCCAAGUGUUACGACCGUAUCAAUGACUAUGACUGCUUGUGUCCUGACCGUUUCACUGGCAAAACCUGUGAGAUCUCCGUCCCUGAGCCCACCUGGGCUCCCCCCUACUAUUCUGCAAACCAUGAGAGCGGCUGGGCGAUGAGGAGCACCACCAGCGAGAUGCCUGAGGUGACACAGCCAGAGCCCAUGAGGAGUGCAGUUACAGGGCGGCGCAUGGCCAACCACAGUGAGAAAGUGCCGGGAGGAGGGUUGUUAAAAAUCUCUGUGAAGGAGGUGGUGACCCAAAGGGACUCGGGGCUGAGUGAAGCCCAGCUGGUGACAGUGCUGGUGUUUGGGGUGCUGACGGCAGUGCUCGUCCUCAUCACUAUCCUGCUCAUCCUGAGGAACUGGCAGAGGGGCCGACAGCGGUCGAACUGGUGCCAAAGCCCUUCACAGGCUGCCAGAAAGCUCCAAGAUCAGGAGUGCCAGGUGGGCAUGUUAAACUCGGUCCUGAUCGAGCCCAGGAAAACAACAGAGCUGUGAGCACUCUGAGCCGGGCCCUUGCAGGUCAUCAUGCUGGCAGACCCCUCGAACUGCACCCCAAGCAGCUGUUCUGGUGCAAACUGGGCAGUAGGGAAAGGUUCCUCGGGCAGUGAGCACAUCAACAAAACGCCACGGCACUGAGCUCGGUGCAAUGGGCCCAAGCCAUCUCCACCCGGCCAGCACCUGUGCGAGUGGAGGUAGGGCUGCAUGGGGCCAGCCCUGCAAGGGAGCAGCAUUGGUACCGCUCCAGUGUGAGCGCUUGGAAAUGGGACUGGGAGUGCUGGAGUGCUGCCUCACAAGUGUCUUCUGCUAGGUCUUCUGCAGCUCAUCUCUGUGACUGGAACAGGGUCUCCCAGCUCUUUCUGGAGGUUGUAGUUUCAGAUGCCGUGUUCCAAGGGCACAAGGAGAUGCUCUUGCUCUGUGGCCUUGUAGCCAUGCGAGCCAGUUUGGAAAGACUGUAGAGAUCGUUUAGGGUCUCCUGCCCUUUUUCUGCCCUGUGUGAUGCUCCCUCCUCUUGCCAUCAGACUUAGCAUUACAGACAUGUUCUGUACCUUCCUCCUGAUGAUCCGUGGUGUCUCCUCUCCCCACUUAUGGAGCCGUCCUUUCUGGUAUGGACACAGACAGCAAAGCUCCUCCCCCACCCCAAUGUGCACUUCUGCUUUACUGUUUGCUGAUGGGGAAGCGCAUGGCCUCUUCCUUGUGGGGCAUCCAGGGCCUGAGCUGGUCCUUCUCACAUGCCUUCACAGGUGAAACUGGAGCUGGCCAAGACUGGAGAUGUGCUGCAACUGGCUCAGGAGCAAUACAAGAUCCAUAUCCUCAUUUCCCCUGCCAGUCCCUCCAAAGCAGCCAGCUGGCAUUAACCUCAAACCAGCCAUUGCAGUGUUUCUUGAUAGUAUAACCAAGCUAAACUCCCUGCAGUGGAUGUGAGGACAGGAUACGGAGCCAAUGAUGACUGUAGGAAGCAGAUACAGCACUGCAUUCUCCUUGCUAAAGCAAGGCUGAGAGGCACUUAGUCUUGGUGCCAGCUCUGCUCUGCCUUUUCUGGUCUGGUGUACAGCAAGCAGGGCCUCCCUGCCACAGUCAGGAUUUUCUGUGCCUCCUCAUAGGAAUGAGGGGUCAAACAGUGGAAAUCUUUAAAAAUAAAGAACAGAACAACCCCUAUUACUGGCCUGUAGGGUCACAGAACAGGAUUUGAGGUCACGUAGAAAGAGAGUGGCCAGAGGAUUGAGCACUCAGCCAGGAGAGAGACCUGGGAGAGGGGACUGGGGCCUCAUCAAAAAGAUUAUUUUUUUAAAUACAUGAAUGGAUAAUGUACCUUUAUCAAAUAAAACAAUUACAAGUCCAGAAACUGU
Messenger RNA from Phasianus colchicus (ring-necked pheasant), 3601 nucleotides. The record is from RefSeq and is a predicted model, not a curated record. Lineage: Eukaryota; Metazoa; Chordata; Aves; Galliformes; Phasianidae.